This is a messenger RNA of Grammomys surdaster, 850 nucleotides long. RefSeq names its product adenine phosphoribosyltransferase (gene Aprt). The transcript has 5 exons. Gene Ontology annotation, cellular component: cytoplasm. The record is from RefSeq and is a predicted model, not a curated record. Bases 69 to 611 code for a protein of 180 amino acids. Gene Ontology annotation, biological process: AMP salvage; adenine salvage. Gene Ontology annotation, molecular function: adenine binding; AMP binding; adenine phosphoribosyltransferase activity. NCBI's taxonomy places the organism in Eukaryota, Metazoa, Chordata, Mammalia, Rodentia, Muridae.
UCCCCGGAUUGACGUGAGCCUAGCUGGCGGACACCCACCUCCUCCCUUCCUCUGACACGCACGCGGCCAUGUCCGAACCUGAGUUGCAGCUGGUGGCGCGGCGCAUCCGCAGCUUCCCCGACUUCCCCAUCCAGGGCGUGCUGUUCAGGGAUAUCUCGCCCGUCUUGAAAGACCCGGACUCCUUCCGAGCUGCCAUCCGCCUCCUGGUCAAUCACCUGAAGUCCACGCACAGCGGCAAGAUCGACUACAUCGCAGGUCUAGACUCCAGGGGCUUCCUGUUUGGUCCUUCCCUAGCUCAGGAGCUGGGCGUGGGCUGCGUGCUCAUCCGGAAGCGUGGGAAGCUGCCGGGCCCCACUCUGUCAUCCUCCUAUGCUCUGGAGUAUGGGAAGGCUGAGCUGGAAAUCCAGAAAGAUGCCAUAGAACCCGGGCAGAGAGUGGUCAUUGUGGAUGAUCUUCUGGCCACUGGAGGAACCAUGUGUGCGGCCUGUGAGCUGCUGAACCAGCUCCGCGCUGAGGUGGUGGAGUGUGUGACCCUGGUGGAGCUGACCUCCCUGAACGGCAGGGAGAAGCUUGGACCUAUACCAUUCUUCUCUCUCCUGCAGUAUGAAUGAGGAGUCAGCAAGGUGGCCACACCCCUUAGUAACUAACUGCACUGCCUGGUGGCUCGCACCUAAGUGACCUUUUGUGAGCUACCAGCUAUUCUUUUGUCAAUGUAUCGCUCAUUCCGCUGGUCAACUGAUUGCCGUGCCUUUGGACCUCCUGGAUCCUUGCGUUUUUUUGUACACGAGCCAAACUCUGGAGUAGCACAGAGCUGCACUACUGGAGAUCAAUAAACGGUUUUGAUACACGC